GACCCCUUGCCGGGCACUUCGCCCCGACCGGAGGAGACGAUCUCCAGGUCCAGCCUUGAGUCUUCCCUACCAGUCUGCCCUGCUGAUUGGCUUGCAAAAGGUACCGCCCUGACUGCUGCAGGCUCCUUGACCGGAAAGGAGCGUCUAUGCCGAGCCUGGAGAGCCGGAGCGUGGGCAAAGUUGGUCUUAGCGGGCACCGUGGGGACACCCAACUCUUCCCCUCCCCUAAACCUGCCCUCGCGCUUCUACGUUGUGCUGGGCGGGGAAGGCCACGAGCCAGGCCUCUACCGAAGCUUUCGUGAUUUCGCCCAGGCUGCGGGCCCCUUCCCGGGCUCAACUGCUGUGUGCCACGGCUUCCCAUCGGAGCUGGAAGCAAGGGCCUACACUUGUGCUGCUGGUUUGCUAUGGCCUCCUUCUUUCAGCCUAGAAGACCUCACCCCCUACCAUGUGACGAGGCAGCUGAUGGUUUACGAGCAUCCCUCCCACGACGGGGACGGUAUAACCGAGUGCUUAGCAGCUGUUGUGUUGAAGAGGGACCUGGGAUUCCUGCUAGCCCUCCCUCGGGGUGUGCUGGACGAUGCCGAGGUGGCCCAAGGCCUGGUUGCACCAGUGGAUGCAUUGCUGGGGCCUACUCACCCCUCAGAGGUGCUGAGCAUGCUGCAGUCUCCUUCUGGCCUUGUGGCAGGAGAUGGUCGGCCUGUGCAAUUCACACUUGCCGACCUCUCGGUCGAUGCUCUCAGCCGACUCAGCCCCUACGAUCCCGAGGAGCCUCCGGAGCUUAUGGUUGCUUUCGACGCGGGGUCGCCAGACCUUGUGCCCGAGCCGGCUGCCCUGCUAUCUGCCGCCCAGGCCUGGGUUGCAGAUCCCGACAUGGCUGCUUCCGAAAGGGUGACCUUUUACUCUGCCGACGAGGCCCCAGUAGGGGCCCAAGCCUCAGAGCCAAAGAAGCCGCGACCGGUGCUCCACCUUUCUCGGCCAAAGAGGACGACCAUGGCGGGGCUAGCAGCACAGCUGGACACACUGGUUGCCACGCUGCCCGCCAUCUCCAACAAGCUGGCCGAGGUCGACCAGAAGCAACAGGAGCUGGCAACAAUGGUGACAUCCGGGGCGGCUGCUCCUUUGAAGCAGCCCUUGCGCACAGCCUCGGCCCUGGGAGCCGGUUCGAAAGCUGCAGGCCCACUAGCUUUGACGAUAGGGCCCCCUCCGGGCUCUCGCCACCCGCCGCCCGGCCCUCCUGGAAAGGCCGCCGAGGAGACAGCCGACCUGGAGGAGGCGAUCGAGGAGGCCGACCCCCUGCAG
Messenger RNA from Symbiodinium necroappetens, 1299 nucleotides. The record is from the annotation of a GenBank genome assembly. Lineage: Eukaryota; Dinophyceae; Suessiales; Symbiodiniaceae.